AGUGUCAUCAAGGCGGCCUGGGACGUGCUUGAUGACAGGGGAUCCAGCGACACAGGCCUCUUGGAGCUCAGCAAAACAUUCAGGGCCUGCAAGACCGUGCGCUUCCCUAGUUCGCUGUCCAACUGGCUAUGGACGGCAUUCACAUACACAGCCAUGGUGGACUAUCCAACUCCAGCCAAUUUCAUGAUGAAUCUGCCUGCUUACCCUGUCAAGGAGAUGUGCAAGAUCAUUGAUUCUUUUCCCGCGGGUGCAGACGUCGUCGAAAAAGCUUUCGCAGCGGCGAGUCUGUACUACAAUUACACAGGCGACCAGAAAUGCUUCCAGGUAGAGGGUGGGGAUGACCCCCAUGGCCUCAGCGGCUGGGGCUGGCAGGCUUGCACAGAGAUGGUCAUGCCAAUGACGGUGUCGAAUGAGAGCAUGUUUCCGCCAUCCGGCUUCAGCUACGAAGAGAAGUCCGAGGGCUGCUUUGCUAGCUAUGAGGUUCGCCCGAGGAUGAACUGGAUCACUACUGAAUAUGGUGGCCAUAAAAUUGACAAAGUUCUCAAGAGGUUCGGGAGCAACAUCAUCUUCUCCAACGGGAUGCGAGACCCGUGGAGUCGAGGGGGGAUUCUCAAGAACAUAUCAUCCAAUAUCAUUGCUCUUGUCACAGAGAAAGGGGCCCAUCAUUUGGACUUCAGAUCUGCAACCAAGGAUGACCCAGACUGGGUUGUAGAACAAAGGAGACAGGAAGUUGAGAUCAUACAUGGAUGGAUAGAUCAGUAUAACAAGUACAUUGCACAGAUGUAGCAGUAAGAAGGUGCCAUUGAUUUCACAGUUGAGGAAAAUAAAUAUGUGGCCACUUGCAAAAAAA
Molecule: messenger RNA, 850 nt
Organism: Triticum aestivum (bread wheat)
Lineage: Eukaryota; Viridiplantae; Streptophyta; Magnoliopsida; Poales; Poaceae
Product: lysosomal Pro-X carboxypeptidase-like
Exons: 7
Coding region: 154-786 (210 amino acids)
Biological process (GO): proteolysis
Molecular function (GO): serine-type exopeptidase activity; dipeptidyl-peptidase activity
Source: RefSeq, a predicted model, not a curated record